Daktulosphaira vitifoliae (grape phylloxera) is the source of this 1897-nucleotide messenger RNA. It is a transcript of the gene p53, whose product is annotated as cellular tumor antigen p53. Gene Ontology annotation, cellular component: nucleus. NCBI's taxonomy places the organism in Eukaryota, Metazoa, Arthropoda, Insecta, Hemiptera, Phylloxeridae. Gene Ontology annotation, biological process: regulation of transcription by RNA polymerase II; apoptotic process. Gene Ontology annotation, molecular function: DNA-binding transcription factor activity, RNA polymerase II-specific; RNA polymerase II cis-regulatory region sequence-specific DNA binding. Bases 300 to 1514 code for a protein of 404 amino acids. The record is from RefSeq and is a predicted model, not a curated record. The transcript is spliced from 8 exons.
CGAACUUAACAUCUCUAGUCUGAACACUCUUUAUUAGAUUGUUAUUCAUAUCACUGUAAUUUGAAUUAUAAAAAAUCAAAACAAAACAUGGUUCAUCGGAAUUAAGCAUUCGGUUCGUUAGUGUUCAAGGUGGAUAAUGUUAUUAUACUUUUCAAUUUCAUGACUAUUAAAAAAUCAAGACUUAUAUAUCUGUGAUAUUAUAUUUGAUACAAUAACAAAGAUUUUUUUCAAACCUAAAAAAAUUAUUGAUUUUACAAAUUAAGCAUUUCAAAGAAUCAAAUAAUUUUGUAAGCUCAUCAAUGAUGGACAAUACAAAAUUACCUGGUUUGGCUGAAAUUCAAUUACCUAACUACAACCCAGAUAUUUUCAAUUUUGAUCCAAAUGUUGAACAAUUAAAUAUUUUAAAUGACUUCAAUGGUUAUAAUGAUGUUAUGAUAAACCAAAGUGAAGUUAGUGAUUUUUGUUUUACUAUGCCCAUGGAAAAUGGAAGAAUUGUGGACUUGAAUCUUCCCCCUACACCUGAAAAAGAUCAAGAAAAUCGUGAAACAUGUACAGCUGGAUCAGUAAAAUCAUCACCAACUGGUAUAAUACCUUGUCAAGAUGAAUUUGGUGGAAAUUUCAAUUUUGAAGUCUUAUUAGAUUCAAGUUCUCAAGCCUACAGACAAAAGUGGAGUUAUUCUGUAAAACUCCAAAAAAUAUUUAUUGAUAUUAAUAAAGUACUCCUUUUAAAUUUUAAGUAUGAUUAUGAUCAAAGUUUCAAUUGCCAACCUUUUUUUGUACGUGCUAUGCCAAUGUAUAGCUCAGCAGAUUGGUUAAAAGAACCUGUUGAAAGAUGUUUGCAACAUUUAUCUCCAAUCGAUCAGAUAAAUAAAGAUUUUCAUCAUUUAAAACAUGUUAUUCGCUGUGAUAACGACAAUACUGCUUAUCAUAUUGAUGAAAAAAGCAACCGUAAAAGUGUUGUUACUUUGUUAAGGCAGCCUGAGAUAGGAGCAGAUACAUCAAAGUUGUCUUACAGAUUUGUAUGUAAAACAUCAUGUGCUGGGGGUAUGCAACGUCGACCCAUCAUUGUAAUUUUUACAUUAGAAGAUCAGAUUGGUCAAGUUCUAGGAAGACGUGUACUUCCAGUAAAAAUAUGUUCCUGUCCUAAACGAGAUAUGGAUCGAGAAGAAAAUGAAACAAAGUUGAAAAAAAAUACUGUUUUUAGACGUACAAAAAGAUGUAUGACAACACACACAGAACGACAUCAUCACCAUCAUCAUCGUCAUGAUAAUAAUCCACUGCCACCUAAAAUGAUAAAGUUAGAAUCUACUGAUAUUACUGAAAGUGAAUCAGAUUGUGUACAAGAAAAAAAUUUUACACUGCCAAUUAACUAUGUAACAAAUUGUAAGAAAAAUUACAAAGCAAUAUUAGAAGGUCUAUAUACUUCUAUUGUGGGAGUUUCAUCACUACACAACAUUAAUGAUACUCAGACCAUAUUAGAAGAUUUAAAAUUUAGGCUAAAUAAUUUAGAAUGAUUUGCAAUUGUGAAUUUUGCAAUUAUUUAUUGUAUACUACUUGAACUGCCAUAAGUAAACUGAUUUUUAUAUUUGUAUUGUGUCUAAGCUAUUUUUAUUGACUGAAACAGUUCUGAGUUCAGUUAUCUAAGUAUAAAAUCAUGCCUAGUUAUGCUUCAAUGUUUAAAUGGUUAGUCUAUUUAAAUUUAAAUUUUUUUUAAUGUUUAUUUUAUAUUUUAAUGUGUUUUAAUUGUAUUUUUAAUGUUGUUGUCUUACAAAUUAUUUAUUUAUGUACUUCUUAGGGAAGUUAAUGAAUUUUCCUGCUCUAUGUUAUUUAAUUAUUUUUUUUAAAUGUAUUAUAUUUUAUUUUACAAAAUUGUUCCUUAAAAUAAUUAUUACUUAAU